AUCAGGUGCCCUGGAUCUCACUCACUUCUUUAUCCUUAAAAUGAAGGGUUUGUUUCCAUAGACGAUCAUGAAGUUCUAUUCCAGCUCUGUGAUAUCUGAUUUCAGUAAGCCGCUACUGUUGGUGUCAUGCAAGAAUCUGGUCGCACGGACUAGAACUGAAAGAUACUGGAUGGUCAGAGAACUUUAAGUCUGAAAUUUUGCAUCCCUGUCCUGAACAACAGAGCCUUGAUUGGUGUAAACUACUUGUGCAGACAAAGGUACUGUCCACCAUCAAGUCUUACUUGUAGUUCCACUGGACAACCGUGAUUAGAAAAGCUCCUGAGACAAAAUUCCAAGAAAAUCUGAUAUAAAUGAGCAACAAUUCAACAUGUAUUCAACCAUCCAGGAUCUCUUCCCUGGCUUUGCCAAUCAUUUACACCUUCCUCUGCAUCAUUGGUCUCUUUGGAAAUUCUCUCUCUCAAUGGGUAUUUUUAACAAAGAUAGGCAAGAAAACAUCAACGCACAUCUACCUAGCACAUCUUGUGACUGCAAACUUACUUGUGUGCAGUGCUAUGCCUUUCAUGGGUAUCUAUUUCCUAAAAGGUUCUCAAUGGGAGUAUCGAUCUGCACAAUGCACAGUGGUCAAUUUUUUGGGAACUCUAUCCAUGCAUGUAAGUAUGUUUGUUAGCCUCUUAAUUUUAAGUUGGAUUGCCAUAAGCCGCUAUGCUACCUUAAUGAAAAAGGACUCAGUACAAGAGAUCACUUCGUGCUACGAGAAAGUAUUUUAUGGCCAUUUACUGAAAAAAUUUCGCCAGCCCAACUUUGCUAGAAAACUGUGUGUUUACAUAUGGGGAGUUGUACUAGGCAUAAUUAUGCCAGUUAUCAUAUACUACUCAGUUGUAGAGGCUACAGAAGGAGAGGAGAAUGUGUGCUAUAACCGGCAGACGGAACUAGGAGCCAUGAUCUCGCAGACCGCGGGCCUCAUUGGAACCACAUUUAUCGGAUUUUCCUUUUUAGUCGUACUAACAUCAUAUUACUCUUUUGUCAGCCAUCUGAGAAAAAUAAGGACCUGUACAUCCAUUAUGGAGAAAGAUCUGACUUACAGUUCUGUGAAAAGGCACCUUUUGGUCAUCCAGAUUCUACUAAUAGUUUGCUUCCUUCCAUACAGCAUUUUUAAACCCAUUUUUUAUGUUCUACACCAAAGUGAAAACUGUCAGCGACUGAAUUAUUUAAUUGAAAUAAAAAAUGUCCUCACCUGUCUUGCAUCAGCUAGAAGUAGCACAGACCCCAUUAUAUUUCUUUUUUUAGAUAAAACGUUCAAAAAGACACUAUAUAAUCUCUUUACAAAAUCGGAAUCCCCACAUAUACAAGCCUAUAGUUGACUUCUGAAUAGAAAACACCACCAAACAGAAAAGUGUUUAUAUGGCUACUAGGGAUAUUGAACUACAUGAUCAACAGGUCACAGCUUGCUUGAAAAGCAGGCAGUAGGAAAACCUCUUCGGUUUUAGAAAUAAUCAUAAAAUUCAUUUUACAGCUCUACUAAUACUGCAAGUUGAGAUGGCAGAGCCUCUCAGAGGCAAAAGUCAAGCAUAUUAAAAGGAUAUCACUGCAUAUGAAAGCAAAAGACCAUUUUCUCUUUAAACGCAACUAUGUAUGCUUUUCUUUAAAACACAACAGGUCAUGACUGCAGGAUAAAGCAGCAAAUGGUUUAUAACUUUUCUGCUUUCUAGUAGUUGCAGUGUAAGGGCCAAUCUAUGGCUAGUGUUUUUUGGUAACUUUAAAAAUGAGUAAAAGAAAAAAAGUGAAUCAGAAAUUAUGUCGCUCAAGUCCUAUCCAGAUGUAUGAAUAGCAGAGUGUAAAAAUCCAAGGUUUUAUAAAGGCAUUAUCUUGUAUCAUCUGCUUAUGUUACUGGGAGAAGCAAUAUUCAUUGAUUCCCAUAUUUAUUAAGCCAGUGUUUUUAUAAAUAUAUUUGAAUAUUUGGAUUAAUUUUGGUCAAAAUAAAGAGCGAAUAUGAUGUCAUUAUAUGCCUAUCUUCAUCACAUCUUGUAAAUUUCCCUCUGUAUUCAAUAUAAAUAAUGUAAUUAAUGACAAAUGGUAUCUGGCAUGCAGAUAUGUCUAAUUAAUUUUUGUGCAAAUAAAUGAAUGAAUAGUAAGGGCAGUAUAAUAGUAUUGUUGUUGAGAGAUUGGUCUCGAGUUAGAUUCCCUGGGUUCGAUCCUAGCUGAAGCUCUUAUUUAGCCAGAGAAUUCUCAGUAAACUACUUAACCUCUUAAAGUGUUAAUUUCAUCAUUUGCAGAAUGGAAAAAUACUAUGUAAUUCAUAGGUACUAUUAUUAAAUCAGAUGAUGUUACUAUUCUGAGUAGCUGUCAUUCACUAAGCAUUUGCUAUGUGCCAGACACUCUGUUUAUAUGCUUUGCAUGUAUUUUAAUCAUCACCACCAUAAAGGAUGCCAAUUUGCUGAUGAAAAACCUGAAGUGCAUAGAUAAGUCACCCUAAUUUUCUCCAGUACCUAAAUAAAUAUUUAAACAGUAA
Enhydra lutris kenyoni (northern sea otter) is the source of this 2509-nucleotide messenger RNA. It is a transcript of the gene GPR82, whose product is annotated as G protein-coupled receptor 82. Gene Ontology annotation, biological process: G protein-coupled receptor signaling pathway. Gene Ontology annotation, cellular component: membrane. Bases 351 to 1361 code for a protein of 336 amino acids. The transcript has 4 exons. The record is from RefSeq and is a predicted model, not a curated record. NCBI's taxonomy places the organism in Eukaryota, Metazoa, Chordata, Mammalia, Carnivora, Mustelidae. Gene Ontology annotation, molecular function: G protein-coupled receptor activity.